UCAGCGGCAGGAAAGGCCGAGACGCGUGUUCCAAAAAACUGAAGAUGUUUCUUGCAGAGAGCGAUGCCGAAAAACUUGUCUCUGACUCCAAGAGAAGGUAGCAGCAAAUCAGCUACUCUUACCUAUGACACCCUCAGGUUUGAGUAUGAAGACUUCCCUGAGACCAAAGAACCUGUUUGGAUAUUAGGCCGAAAAUACAGUGUUUUUACAGAGAAAGAAGAGAUCUUGUUGGAUGUGACCUCUCGGCUUUGGUUCACCUACAGGAAGAACUUCUCUGCUAUCGGAGGAACCGGGCCCACAUCUGAUACUGGCUGGGGCUGUAUGUUGCGGUGUGGCCAGAUGAUCUUUGCUCAGGCCUUAGUCUGCAGGCAUUUGGGCAGAGACUGGAGGUGGAUAAAAGGGAAGAGGCAGAUGGAUAAUUAUUUCAGCGUACUUAAUGCCUUCAUCGACAAAAAAGAUAGCUACUACUCCAUUCACCAGAUAGCCCAGAUGGGAGUUGGAGAGGGGAAAUCCAUAGGCCAGUGGUAUGGACCAAACACAGUCGCACAAGUGCUCAAAAAACUUGCCACUUUUGAUACAUGGAGUUCACUGGCAGUGCAUAUAGCCAUGGACAACACUGUAGUGAUGGAAGAAAUUAGGCGGUUGUGCCAGUCCAACUUCUCAUGUGCUGGAGCUGCAGCAUUCCCUGCUGUGGAGUCAGACCUGCUCUAUAACGGGUACCCAGAGGAAGCAGGGGUUAGAGAUAGGCUCUCAGUAUGGAAGCCACUGGUGCUGCUGAUACCUCUCCGUCUUGGGCUCACAGAAAUCAAUGAAGCCUAUAUUGAAACACUGAAGCACUGCUUCAUGAUGCCUCAGUCCCUGGGAGUGAUCGGAGGGAAACCAAACAGUGCCCACUACUUCAUUGGCUACGUAGGUGAGGAGCUCAUUUAUCUGGAUCCCCACACUACACAGCCUGCAGUGGAGCCCAACGAGAACGGCUGUCUCCCUGAUGAAAGCUUCCACUGCCAGCACCCUCCCUGCAGAAUGAGCAUUGCCGAGCUUGACCCUUCCAUUGCGGUGGGCUUUUUCUGCAACACAGAGGAGGACUUUAAUGAUUGGUGCCAGCAAAUCAAAAAGCUGUCCCUGGUAAGAGGAGCAUUGCCAAUGUUUGAACUGGUAGAACGCCAGCCAUCACAUUUCUCCAACCCUGAUGUUCUGAAUCUCACACCAGACUCCUCCGAUGCCGACAGAUUGGAAAGGUUCUUUGACUCGGAAGAUGAAGACUUUGAAAUCUUAUCCCUUUGAAAGCAAAUAGGAAACUGACUCUGCAAAUUUGUGUUAUGUGCAGGGAAGGGGGGGGGGAGCUCCUUCGAGAGCCUGGGGCUACCAGUUUUCAUAGGCGCUUGCUGCCAUCCCUGCCUCUUGUCCAUCCUGGCAUUCUGUGCAGCCUCUGAAUGGAGUGUGCAUUGUCUGCGUUGGGAUGAAGAACCAAGUGGAUGUUAGAGCCUUACUGGCUGGAGUCAGGAUUUCUCAGCACUUGCUGGAAGUGGAUGCAGUGGUGCCUCGGAGUUCAAAGCCUAUUUGUUACAAAAGCAGGUCAGUUGGCCUUCUGGGGGAGCAGCAGAAACCCUUAAAGAGCUAAAUCCUUACAUGGGAACUCCCCUGUGAAGCUUAAAUAGAGCCACCCCUAACUUAGCAGGUGAAAUGUACAGUUAAUUCCUUUAGCGGCUUCUCGGUGGCCAACUUGAACUGCACCUAACGAUGCAAAUUAACAGUAGACACACGUCCCAGGUAGACAGCUAUGAAGCCCUCAGUGUGGAUGGCCAUGUUUCCUACAGAAAAAUUCCUCAUUAUGCUUUGUGUAACAGGACUUCCUUGCAGGAGCAGUACUCCUUUCCCACUAUCAUCCUAUCAAAAGGCAGCUGGGGUAAUUUAUGAGGUAACUGACUGGCAAUUCAAUAAGCAAAAGGCUGUCUGGGAGAUUCUGGAGCAGACUCAUCCCACUGAGGAGGAAACAUCAUAAUCUCAGUUCAAAUAACAGCUGGAAGAAGGGGAAGAAAACAAGGUGUGUGGGUUCUUGCUCAGUGAGUCAAUAAAAUAUUAUGCUUCUGGGAGGGAUUAAUCUCUACAGAAAGUAUCGUCAUGGAAGUUGCUUUGAGCAAAGAACGGGAUUCCGUAGCCAUGGAAAAAAAUAGUCCACAGAAGGGAGAGGGCAGAACAGGACAACUGAGAAUCUACCAGUCAUGGGACUGCUUGUGCCUAUGCCCUAGCAUGUUGGCAUGUAGUCUAGUGAAUUAAUCCUGUUGGUACCAAAAAUGUGGGCUAUAAAAUUCUCAAAGUAUCCUCUGUAGCGUGUUCCGCAGUUCCUCCAGCUAUUCCUGUUAGACGCUCCCUUUCCAAAUUAGAAAAGGGCCUGAAGAUUGAGUAGGCCUCAUAGCUGCAUUAGUACUUUUUCAUUUGCUCUUCUGCAGAUUCAUCCUCCCCACAGAGUGUGCAUAAAUGUACUCUAGGAGCUAAUGUGGAGAAAUCUCUUACAAGUAAUCAUCCCAAAGAGGUCAGCAAAGACAGAAUGCUGUGAAAAGGUCCAACACCCUUAAGCUGGAAAUUUUAGCUCCUUUAAGAUAAUAGUUCUGCCUAUGAUCCUUAUCUGCAUAAACAGAAUUCAGCUGAAGAUUAACUGUGGAGGAGAGUUACCUUAAUGCAAACUGAACAGUUUCCUUAGUGCAUGCUGCAGGCUACGUUCUGUUUACAAAGCUUUGUUUUGUACAUCUAGGCUCAGAACCUGACAGUUGAUGCUUUUGUGCCCAAAGGUGAUGGCAAUUGGCUAGAAAUGACCCAUUUCUCCUUGACUGACCUACUGAUGCUCUUAACUGUCUCCAUGCCAUCCAAAAGCAGAGGUUUGAACUUGAAACGGCAAUGCUUCUGUCACUAAAUUAUUACUUGCUGCUUGGACUGCUUCUCUCCUCUCUUGUAGUUAGGGGAGGAGGCAGCAGAAGAGGUGGGGCUGUGCUCCAUCUGCUUUCAAUUUCUAUCUGAAUAAAUGAAUCUAAAAUC
Molecule: messenger RNA, 3033 nt
Organism: Struthio camelus australis
Lineage: Eukaryota; Metazoa; Chordata; Aves; Struthioniformes; Struthionidae
Gene: ATG4B
Product: autophagy related 4B cysteine peptidase
Molecular function (GO): protein-phosphatidylethanolamide deconjugating activity
Source: RefSeq, a predicted model, not a curated record